CUGAAAUUUUGAAAGGAACACACUCUCAAGAUCUCAAAUUUUAAUUUUACACAAAAUUUCAACCGUUAAUAAAACUCAAUCAAACGAUCAAAUAAUAGUCUAUUUAAUUUGAGAAAUAAAAAAUACUAGUAGUUGAAUAAUUGAAUAAAGUUAUUUAUUUAAUUUAUAAACAAUUGAAUAAAAAGUGAAUACAAAUAUACAAUAGUUAAGAUAAAUAGAGAUGGUUUAGCGGCAAGGAAAGGAAAAGCGUGGCGAAAUUCCAUGUUAUCGUAGAAAUUUAAUUUUGCAGUUUCUAAAAAUCACGGUGGAGGAGGAAGUAGACGUGGAUUUGGCUGCUCAAACGUCAAACCAGACACAGCAUUAGUAGCUAUAAGGCUAACUUUGAGAGAGAAAAUAUAAAAUAAAAUUAAAAAAAAAAUAGAUUGUCUAGGUUCAAAUUUUAGCCAGAAUAAUAUCUUGUUUUAGUAUAUCAAACGUGCAACACAAGCCAUUACUACUUCUUUUUAUGAGUUCAAGCCGUUACUAUUUUAUAAAACAAAAGAAAUAUAAUAGAUACAGACUGUUUAAGCAGCCUCAAAUUUUCUACCGACACCCACUAGAGCUACAUGAGGCAGAAAAGAAUAUAUACUUUUCCUUUUUAUAGAAACUAUUUAGACUAAGAUAGAAGCAUCAAUUUCCUAACCUUUUACUUUUUUUUUGCACCAUUUCUUAAUCUUGUUUUUCUAAGAAAACAGUUUAGCAGCAACAAAGAUGGAGCUAGAAUUAGGACUCAAAAUCACUAAAACUAAAGAUGACAUUGAUUCCAUCUCUGAGUUUCAAUUGAUGAAGGAUGUAGAACCAGUUUUUCAUUCUAGAGAAAACAACACCAUGUUCAUCCUUACUGCCAAUCUAAAAGGUUAUAAGAGAAAUAACAUUGACAUCAAGAUUAGUAAAGAUGGGAGUAAGAUAUCAAUUAGUGGAAAGAAACCAAUUCAAGAAAUGGUGAUGAUGGGAUGGGUAAUGCAAAGGAAAGUGGUUGAUGUUAAAGGUUUCAAUAAGGUUUUCAAAAUUCCUCAUGGUGUGAAUUUGGAUAAGAUCAAAGCAAAUUACAAUGAAGAGGAGUGGAUGAUGAGUAUUGUCAUGCCAAAGUUGGUCAAAGGGAUUUGUGGUCUUAAGAUUGAGGAAUUUAAGGAACAAUACUUUGACAAAGGAAAAUCAAACCUAGAGAAAAGUGAAAUUGAUCAUGUUUCUAGUAGUGUUGGAGAGACAAGCCAAAAAGGGUCAAAAGAUUCUGAAUUUCAACAUAGGGAAGUAAGUGAAAAUAUCAUAGAAAAGAUGCUUGAUGAUGAUAUCAACAAGAAAUUUAAUAAAGAGACAAUACAAAGAGAAGUUGGAGAAUCUAAGUUGAGAAAUGAGGAUGGAAAUGGAAAGAUUAUAAAUGGAAUUGAUGAUGUUUCUAAGGACUUAAGAGAAAAAGAUAUAAAAGAAAAAGAACUAUCUAACUUGAGGGUUGAGGAUAGUAAGGUAAAAGAUAUAGGAGAAAAGGAUAGAAAUGAAACAUAUGAAGCAUCAAAGACACUAGAAAAUAUGGAGAAGAUGCUUAAUGAAACCAACAAGGAUGUAAACGAAGAACCAAUAGAAAAAGAAGUUGGAGAUUCUAAAUUGAGAAUUGAAAAUGGAAAUGGAGAGAGUGCGAGAGAAAAGGACGACAAAGAAGAAUAUGAAGUUAUGAAGAAAUCAGAACGAGAUAAAGGUGUUGGUGUAUUCAUCUCAAGAAAGUUUGAAGAUAUGAGCAAAGAUAAAGAGUUUGAGGAUCAAAAGAUGGAUAGUAGAGGUGCUAACAAGAAGCAUGAUGAUGUUAGUAGGGACAUAAUUGGAGGGACACUAAAAGAAGAAGAAAAAGAAGAAUCUAUCUUUAGGAGUGAAGAUGGUAAGGUAAAAGAUAUUGGUAAAGGUACCUCACAUAACAUUGUAGAAACAAGCCAAAGAGUUUUUGAAGAUUCAAUGAUUCAACAAAGUGGAGAGUCAAAACAAAAAGAGUCUAAAGAAUAUUUUAAAGAAAGUGGGAAAGAAAAUAGCAUGGAACCAUUUGAAGCAAUGAAGGUGUUAGAAGUUGAACAAAAUGUAGUUGGUCAUAUUCCUAGUAAAAUUGGUUGUAUAAACCAAGAUGAAUUUGAAGAGUAUAGGAUUCCACAAAUGGAGACAACUACAAGCACUAAAAUGGAGAUGAAAGGAGGGGAACAUGAAAAGUUUCCUUUUGAAGCCAAUCAAGAUUUUCAAAAGGAAAUCAUAAAGCCUAAGAUGAGAAUUAAAGAUGGAGAUCAAGAAUGUGUUUUAGAAAAGCUUGAUGGUAAGGAAGGGUUUGAUGAUGGAAUGGUGAAUAUAAACAAAGAGUUUCCUAAGCACUUACCUAAAAGUAAUUCAAAGGAAGAGGGAGAAUUGAAUGUUGAAAAGAUGCAAGAAACCAAAAAUGUGAAAGAAGAAAUAGUGAACAAAGAGGUUGAAUAUUUUGUAGAGAAGGGUGAAGGUGAAAGAUUUGAAAGGAAACAUGGGGAACAAAAGAAAGAAAAUAAUACAAAAGAGACCAUGCGGGAGGAAAUUGCAGAGAAUGAGAAUGUACUUAAGGAAAGUGGUCAUGAACAAUUUGCGGGGAUUGAAGGAAGUAAAGGAUUCAAUUUUGAGAACGAGGAAGAACAACACAAGGUAAGCAAAGAAGCAUUAGAUGAAAAUGAAACUUUAAUGGUGGAAGGAGAUGAACACAACGAGAGAACUAAGAAAAUACGCCAUGAAAUGGAAGAUACAGUUGAAUAUAGUAUAGUGAAGUUAAAAGGAAAUGAAUCUAUAAAGAUGGAUGUGAAUGAACUUAAGGAAAGUGGUCAUGAAAAGUUUACGGGGACCGAAGGAAGUAAAGGAUUCAAUUUUGCAAACGAAGAAGAACAAACUGAGGUUAUCAAUGAUGCAUUAGUUGAAGAUGAAAGUUUAAUAAUGGAAGGAGGUGAAUACAAGGAGAAAUCUAAGGAAAUGGUCCAAGAUGAGGAAGUUAAAAAUAAACAUGGUAUAGGGAAGUUGAAAGGAGAGGGUUCUACAAAGAUUCAUGGUGAACCAAAUGAGUCUUUUGAGGGAGAGAAUGUAAAUGGAAUAUUUGAUGGAAGAAAAAAACAAAAAUUUCAAGAAAUUGAACAAACUGAAGAUGGAGAUGUCAAUGAAGAGGGUGCAAAUAUUGAAAAGUCUAUGAAGAAAGUGAAUGGAGACGAGUAUGAGAAGGUACAAAACGAAGAAAAUGAAGGUAUCCAAAAAAACAUAACAAAGAAGAAAUAUGAAAGACUUUUGCAAGAAGAGGCAAACAAAGAAAUAUCAAAAGCAAGCAAUGCUGCCAAAGUUUUUCCAAAGAAAAUGUUAGAUUCACCUGUUGAAACAAGAGAAGGACGAAAUAAUACAAGGAUUGAGAAAACAAAAGGUAUUAAAGAAAGUAUUGUGAAAGAAAGUAGCAUGGAACCAUUUGAAGCAAUGAAGGUAUCAAAACUUGAACCUUUUGAAGCCAAUGAUGAUGAUCAUAAGAACUUCAUAGAGCCUAAGAAGGAAACUAAAGAUGAAGAACCAAAUGUAAAAAAUUCUAAUAAAGAAGGAUUUGAUGGAAAGAUAACUAUAAAUGAAAAGUUUUCUAAGAAAAUACCAAAAGGUUCUCAUGAGGAAAGUGAAGGAUUAAAUGUUCUAAAAAUGCAAGAAACCAAAGAUGUCAAAAGAAAGGGAAAAGAGAUUAAAUAUUUGAAAGAGGAGGAUGAAGGUGAUAGACUUAAAAGGAUGGAUGUGGAAGAAACGAAAGUCAAUAAUAUAAGAGAAAUAAUGCAGGAGGAAAUUGAAAACAGUGAGAAUGGAAUUAAGAGAGGUGGACAGCAAGAAGUUGCGGAGAUCGAAGGAAUUAAAGGAUUGAAUGUUGCAAAGGAGGGAGAAGAAGAAUCCAAGGAGAGAAGUAAAGAAAUAGAACAAGAUGACGAAGGUGUCUCACAUAACAUUGUGGACUCAAGCCAAAGAGUUUUUGAAGAGGCUUUGAUUCAAGAAAGUGAAGAGUCAAAACAAAAGGAAGUUGAAGGAUCAAAGUGUGACUCUAAGGAAAGACUUAAAGAAGUUUUGAAAGAAAGUAGCAAGGAACAAAAUGAAUUAAGAGAACCUAAAGUUCCGCAAAUGGAGAAAGCUAAAAGCACUAAAGGGAGGAAGAAUGGAGGAAUGGAUUCCGAAAAGAAGUCUUUUGAAGUCAACGAAGAUGAUCAAAAAGUCGUGUUUGGAGAUGCCAUCCAAAAGGAUGUUGUAAAAACGAAUGAAGAGUUUCCUAAAAACUUACCUAAAAAAAGUUUUGAUGAAAGUGAAGGAUUGAAUGUUCAAAAGAUUCAAGAAUCCAAAAAUGUGAAAGAAGAAAUGGUGGACAAAGAGAUUGAAUAUUUUAAGGAGAAGGGUGAAGGUGAAGGAUUCAAAAGGAUGUAUGUGGAAACAAAGAUAGGAAAAACAAGAGAGACAAUGCAAGAGGAAAUUGAAAAGAGUGAUAAUGAAAUAAAGGAAAGUGGUCAACAACAGGCAAAGGAGAAUACUACAACAGAAAUGGAUGAUGUCUCAAAGAAUGUGACAGGGGAGUUGAAACAGAAAGUUACGGAGAUCGAUGAAAGUAAAGGAUUCAAUGUUGCAAAGGAGGAAGAACAAAAAGAGGUUACUAAAAAAGGAUUGGUUGAAAGUGAAAGUUUGAUGGAAAAGGUGGAAGGAAAAGAAUCCAAGGAGAGAACUAAGGCUAAAAAAGUCCAAGAUCAGGAUGAUAAAAUUGAAUUUGAUAUUGUAAAGUUGAAAGGAGAGGGAACUUCGAAGAUCCGUGCUGAUGGAAGAAGUUUUCAAGAGAAGGAAGAAAGUAAAAAUGUCAAUGAAAAGGGUGAAAAAACAGAAAAGUUUGAGAAGAAAGUUAAAAAUAAGAUACAAAAUGAAGGUGAAGACUUCAAGAAAGUCGUAACAAAGGAAAAAGAUGAAUGUUAUUUGUCGAACGAUGUGAGGGAAAGAAAAUCUCAAGAUACCAAGGAUGCAAAAGAAGAUAUUCCAAUGAAAAUUUUAGACUCACAAAAUGAUACAAGAGAGAAACUAAAGGAUAGAAAGAUUGAGAAAAUAAAAGGUCUCGAAGAGAAUGAAAAAGUUGUACCAUUUGUGAAGAAAGUAAAGUUUGAAGAAGAAGAAUUCAAGGAGAGAACUAAGGCAAUAGUUAAAGAUGAGGGCGAUAAAAUUGAAUAUGGUAUAGUGAAGUUGAAUGGAGAAGGAUCAACAAAGAUCACACACAAGUUUCAAGAGAAGGAGGAAAUUGAAAAUGUCAAUGAAAAGGGUGGAAAAACCAAAGAGUUUGUGAAGAAAGUGAAUGAGAAGAUACAAAAUGAAGAAGAUGAAGAUUUCGAGAAAAACACAAUAAAGGAAGGAGAUGGAUGUUUUUUGCAAGAAGAGAAAAAUGAAGGAAGAUCACAAGCAAGUAAGGCUGUAAAUGAGCCAUGUGAGGACAUAAUUGAGAAAGAAAAUAGCAAUAAAAAACUUGAUCCUAUUGAUGAGUUAGUUGAUAAAGAGAAUGUUAGUAUUGGAUUAGUUGAUGGAAGAAAAACACAAAAGUUUCAAGUGAUAAAUCAAACUCAAGAUGCCAAGGAAAAAGGUGCAAAUAGUGAAAAGACUAUGAAGAAAAUGAGUGGAAACAAACAUGAGAACAUACAAAAUGAAGAAAUUGAUGGUUUGAGGAAUGAUAUAGAUGGUCCAAAUUUUGGCGAGUCUAUGACAAAAGAAGAACUUCAAGAGUUUGAGAUAGAAAGAAUAAGAAAUCCUGACAGGGAAUUUCAAUCAGUAGUGAGUAUGGGAUUUAAGGAGUUUGAUUACAAGAAUGCGAAGGAUAAGAAACAGAAGACAAAGGUGUUGGAUACAAAGUUUGAAAGCAAGGAGAGAAAUGAAUCAAAAGAUGAAAGUACAAACCAAGAAGUUUUUAGUCCAAAGAAACCAAAAGUAGGAGAAAAUUUCACUCGUAACAAAUUAUGCACAAAUGUGGUUGACACUAUGGAAGAUCAAGUGAUUAAUCCAAUAUCAGUACCAAGGUUUCAAUCUGAAGUUGAAGAAAAAGAUAUCGAAAGUUUGAUUGAAAUGAAGGAAAAAGAUGAAUUUCACAAUGGAGAAGAAGUAGGGGACAGAGUUCAAGAGAAAACGAAUGAGUCUGAGAAGAAAACCGAUUAUAGGGAGCAAGAAAAUGCGGCAAGAGAUGAUGGAAAAGUAGAGACUAAAGAGAAAGAUACGUUCAAAGAACUCAAAACAACUCAAAAUGUCCAUAAUGAGAAGAACAAGAUACAUGAAACAAUGAAAACAACACGGGAGAAAAAGCGUUCGGUAAAAUUUGAAGUUGAUGAUAAAGAAGAAAAAUCAUUGGGUGAAAGGCCAAAGAAUGAUAUUGCAGAAAUGAAAACUGCAGCAUAUGAAGGAGCUAAAUCGUCAAAGUUGCAAGGCAAAAGCAUUAAUCAACAAUCAAAAGAUGAAAUAAACAGAAAAUCAGAAUGUGUUACUGAAGAACAUGAAGCAACAAAAGAAUUCUCACCAAAGAAUGUUGAAAAAGGAAAAGUUGUGAAGAAAAGGGAAGGGUUAAAGGUUGCAGACAGUGAAGAAACUAAAGAUGAUUCAACACUCACAACAAUACAAACCACAGAAGAAAAUAAGCCUAAAAUGAAGGAAAAAACUUCACAGCUUGACAUGGCUAGUGGAUCCAAAAGUGUGGCAGAAAAAGUGCAUGAAACUCUAAAGAGAGAAGAUCAAAGAAAAUCAGAAGAAUCACCUGCUAUAGUUGAAAGAAAAAAGGCUCAUGAAUUAACAAUAGAACCAAACAUGAACAAUGAAAUUCCAAAGGUUGAAGAAGUACAGAAAGAAAAGGAGGAGGAGGAAAGGUACAUUAAUGUACCCGAAGCAACAAUUUCGAAAGAAGGAGGAACACAAGUUACUACUACUCAUUCAAAAGAAAAACAAAGAGUUGAACCAAGAGGUGAGGUUGAUAAGCUACAAGAUGAACAAAUAGGCCAAAUAGUUGAAAAGUACACAAACAAAGAUGAACAAGCAAAACAUGGAAUAGAUGAACAGAAAGAAGCUAAAGAUGAAACAAGUGAAGGAAAAAAUGACAAUGCAAAAAUACCAAAGACUGUUGAAGAAGAAAAAAUUCUCAAGAGAAGGGAAGAAUCAAAGGUUGCAAAGAGUGAAGAAGAAAUGAAGCCUAAAAUGGAGGAAACAACUCCACAAUUUGACUUGGCUAGUGGCUCCAAAAGGGUAGCAGAAAAAGUGCAUGAAACUCCAGAAAAAGUGCAUGAACAUGAAAGAAAGUCAGAAGAAUCUACUUCUAAAUUUGAGGUGGAACCACUCAAUAUAGACAAUGAAAUUCCAAAGGUAGAAGAAUUAAGAAAAGAAGAGGUACAAAAGAACGAUCAUGUACUACAAGCAAUCAUUUCUAAAGAAGAUCCAUCAAAAGCUAAAGCUACUCAUUCAAAACAAAAAAUGGUUCAACAAUCAAUAGUUCCAAAUUCAUUAAACACUCAACAAUUAGAAGAUGAAGGAGAAGAACUUGAACAAUGCAUAAACAAAGAUGAAGAAGAAAAUCAUGAAAUAGAAGAAUUUGAAGAAGAAGAAAAAGACAAUGAGAAAGUGCAUGAAGAACAUAAAGAAGAUAAAGAUGAAACAGAUGAAGGAAAAAAGGACAGUGCAAAAACAUCAAAGAAUCUGUUUGUUCCAUUGGUUAUAGCAGGAUCAGCAUUCUUUGCUACUACAGCAUUUAUCAUUGUUAGGCAUAGAAGAUCUAAAAAAAUGUAAAAUUUGAGAUCACUAAAAUCUACUUUUCAUCCAUGUUUUUACUAGUUAUUCUUAAAGUAGUGAUCAUAACAAUAAUGAAGAAAUGUUAAGUGUUUCUUUACAAUGACAAUAAUAGAGAGGUUGAAAAACAAAGGCGACGUGACACCAUACAUUAAUAGAGUGUUUAAGAGAGUUUGAGCAAUUCACACUAGCAUUCAAAUACAAAAAUGUACACUAAAGUGCUUAUUCAUGUCAAU
This is a messenger RNA of Vicia villosa (hairy vetch), 8054 nucleotides long. RefSeq lists its product as uncharacterized. Lineage: Eukaryota; Viridiplantae; Streptophyta; Magnoliopsida; Fabales; Fabaceae. The transcript has 2 exons. The record is from RefSeq and is a predicted model, not a curated record. Bases 751 to 7818 code for a protein of 2355 amino acids.